AUGAGCGAGUCGGCGCAGAAGAGCGCCACGAAGAAGAAGAAGAAGGGCGAGGCCGCCGCUGUCGAGGACGACGCCAGGUCGCGCAGCCAGCGCGCGGACAGCGACGCCAUGCGCAGCAGCGUGGGCAGCAGCGUCUCGGACGCGUCCAGCGCCGACCUGUCGUCCCCGUCGCGGCGCCACCAGCAGCAGCGGCCGCGCUUCGACUCGAAGGCCUCGUGGGCGGACUCGACGCGCUUCGACAUGGGGCGCGCCGACUCGCGCGCGUCCGACAUGUCGGCGCGGGACCUGCGGCUCACGGGCCUCGGCGGCCGCGUGUCGUCCAGCGGCCACAACCGCUCGCGCGCGGAUUCGAGGGCCUCGCGCCUCUCGCGCACCAGCAGCCGCUCCAGCAUGAGCGGCGUGCGCGGCCGCCAGUCGUCCUUCGUGUCCAACUUCGGCGUGACCAAGGGCAAGAAGCGCAAGGACAGCAACGCGCUGUCCACGAUCACGGAGAACUGGAACCUGGCCGACGACCAGUUCGGCAGCCCCUUCUCCGAGUUCGACGCGCAAGAGCAACCGAUUCGAGAGGAGCUGCAGCGAGGCUUGGCCAUCAUCAAUGACCACACGACGAAGCUGAAGGAGAUUGAGGACGCUAUUACGGCGGCGAUGUCGGAAGUUUGGGGAUACUGGGCGGACCCUAUUCAGCUGUACCUCCACCCGGCAGAACGAGUGGACGUGCAGGACCUUAUCAAGACGGACAAUGAGCUGUUCAACAAGGUCCUCACGGUGUUUUCCGUGCUGUGCGAUGAAAUUUCCGAGCUCAAGGUGACGGUGGAAGACAACUUCUAUCCGGCGCUGAUCAUGUUCGGCCAGGCUCGCCACGGGGAAGAAGGUGAAGUGAAAGCCGGAGAGGAUGAGGUCCACAUUGGCCGCAUGCUCGCGUUCUUCCAGGAUAUCUCCAACUUCGUGGACCGCUGCAACGCUAUCACCAUCAACAUGAUUCACCAGCUUGCGAGCCUGUACCAGAGCUUCCAGAAGCUCUGGAAGUCCACGUUCAAGCUUGUGCACCUCCACCCCGUGUUCGACGCGCUGGCAAGCUUGCUUGAGGUCAUGAUCACGAUCGAUGCGAUUGUCAUCGACAAUCCCAACAUUAUUACGUCUUGGGAUAAGUACAAGCGUAUGAUGCAGUACGUGCGUUCCGACCCACCCCGCUACAAUGUGACGGUGGACAAAGUGAAGCAGUUUGAACGACUUCUGGUCAGCCUGGAUCAGACGAUCAUGAGCGCGCAGGUCUUUCAGAGCUGUAUUGAGCAGGACUUCGAGGUAUUUUCUGGCGGUGACGUCGCAGAGGACGACGAAGACCCGGAUGGAAGCGACAGCGAACGAGGAGGUCGUCGUGCUAGUAGCAGUGGAGGAGAGUCCAGGAUUGACAUUCGCACUAACCGCGUCUUUUUGGAGGAGUUUGUGCACUGCAUUAGCGCACGGUUGAGUAUCGCCGAGGGCGCCAUUACGUCGGCUACGGAGACCUUCGAGCGAAAUGAUCUGGUUGGUACAGCGGGACUGUACGUGCUGCUCCGUCGGCUCCAGCCAUCCAAUGUCCCGGCCGAUCCUGUGCUUUUCAAGCGACUGUGGGAGACGCAGCUGAAGGCUCCUUGUGUGACGAUUUGUGGCAAGAUUAUGUGGUAUAUGCCGGACUUUCUGCUCAAGUAUGCGCCGAUGACGUCCAAGAAGUUGCAUCCCACUGACAUCGUCCAGUUCCGGCGCGAAUAUCUUCACUCGCUCGAUGACGCUUUCCCGGCUGAUGUCACCACAGCGAAAUUGGAGCUGAGUGCUUGGCUAGUACGGAUGGAGUCGUUCUUCCAGCCGACCACGCGUGGUAUGGGUGAUGCAUCUCGGACGCUUAGUAUCCGUGGUAACCUGAUUCUCAAGGGUUUAAUCUUGGCCAAGCGCGUGCAGACUAUGAUGCACACUCUGGUAAAUUUGCACCUGUCACUCCAGAUCCCGAUGCCAAAGCGGGUUGUGAGGCCGUUGUACACCUGUAUCGAGAUCCUGAAGGCUGUUGAGUUCAUGUUUGCGCGGAAGAACCCCGUCCUGGCAGAGUCAUCGUCGCACUUACUUCGCCAAGUCGCUCACUCGCUGUUCUCGUUUUUCCGUCCGCUCAAGGCACACCUGGAAGCUAGCAAGAAGUUUGAUGACACGAAGCUGGAUGUUUUGGCUGCUGUGACUGUGCUGGAAGAUAUCCUGAACUCUGGCGAGUCGUUCUCGUACACGCGGAUCACUGUUCUUGAUCUCGCCGCUCAAAUUGCGAUGAUAUCACCGGACAACAGCACUGCUGUCAGUGAGAAGGGAGGCGUUAUGGACACUACCGUGCCAAUGGGCCUCAAAGACGCCGGCGAGCCUGUUAAACUCAUCUGGAAGCUACGUCUUCUAAGUGAUUUCCAGCGCAAGAUCCGAAGUGCCUGCGACUGUUCUUUCUUUUACUGGAGUCGUGAGCUGCUUCACCCCUUCAUGGCCGACCUUUACAGCCAGCCUGAGCAGGCAAACCGUAUCCAGUAUGUGGUGGGUGGUUUCCUUGAUGCGAUCAAGUUGCUGCGCGGUGCACAACAUGAGACGGACAACGAAUUGUAUGUCACAGCAUACGCCGAUUUCAUCGAGUCAGUGCUGGAGGAGGAGAUCGUCGAAAACUUGUGCAAGGAUGUGGAAAACGAUCUCCGUCUCCACGUUCACUCUGUCCACUUGGAUCACCUGGAUGCCCCCAACCCGAAGAGUGCCGACUUCAAGGUGCUUCACUACUAUCUGGAUCUUCGCCCUAUUCGACUGCACGGAAAGACACUCGAUCUGCGGCAACAAGUGACGCAUUAUCUCGAAAGCACGUUCUACAACCUAACUACUGUUGCGCUUCACGACUGGAAGACGUACGGGGAAAUGCGCAAUUUGGCCAACGACAAAUAUGGCUUGAGUCUCGCUGACAAUCACCUCCCUAUGGGCUCGCUGGAUCAAGGUCUCGAUAUUCUACAAAUUAUGCGCAACAUCCAGAUUUUUGUGGCCCGAUACAACUACAACCUGAACCAGCAGUUCUUCCUCGAACGUCGUAGUGACAAGGGCUCGCGGCACCUUAACUCCAUCAACAUCCACUCAAUCGCGAGCUCCAUCCGUACGCAUGGCAUGGGUAUCAUGAACACCACGGUCAACUUCACAUACCAGUUCCUGACAAAGAAGUUCGAUAUUUUCUCGCAGUUCCUCUUCGAUGAGUACAUCAAGAGUUAUCUGCAACGUGAGAAGCGCUGGUACAAGAAGCACCGCGACGACAAGGAGGUGGACAACAAAUACCCGUUCGAUCGCGCGUUCCAGUUCAACAAGGACAUCCGCAAGUUGGGUGUAUCGGAUUCUGGCAAGACGUUUUUGGACCAGUUCCGCAUGUUGAUCACCGAGAUCGGUAAUGCUCUGGGCUACGUACGCAUGGUGCGUUCCGCGGGUAUGAACUACUGCAGCAACGCCAUUAAGUUUGUGCCGGACUUGAACCACACGCACUUUAAAUUUGAAGCGUACGCUGGUGAUGGCGUGGCGGAAGAGAAGAACGAAGAGACUGGCGAAGUUGUGCGGGACGAGAUUGUUGGCGCCAAGUUGUCUCGCGAGACGGUCGUAGCGGCACGCAACCUGGACUCGGUUAUCUCGACCCUCGCCAAGAACUUUUCGGAGAACAACGACUACUUCAAGGUGCUGGUGAAGGUUUUCCAGGAUGUUACUGCCAGCGACGAGCAGAAGCACUUGGUCAACUUCUACACGAUCAUCCCGGCCCUUACUAUCAACUACGUCGAGACGACUGUGCAGGCAAAAGACCUCAUGUACAAGAACACACGCCGCCGCGAGUCGUACUUCUCGGACGACGGGUUCGCAAUUGGCGUUGCUUACAUCCUUGCGAUUCUUGACCAGGGAGAGCAAUUUGACGCGCUGCACUGGUUUGAAGAGGUGGUGCGCAAGUACAAGGUCGAGGAGGAGGCCUACAACGAGAAGCAAGCGGAACGCGAAGCCCGGAAGCGCGAGCAGGCAGCUAAGAAGCAGAAGGAGACGACGGCCGAGCUGAUCGACGACGAGGAAGAGGUGCACACGCUGCAACUUACUGCCAAGCGCAUCGAGUUGAACCGCCCCAAUGAAUCUGGAGAGACCAAAGCUAAACGACGCAAGUGCACGUACGCUGCUCGACGGGAAAAAGUUAAGGAACUGCACCAAGAGAUCCGAAGACUUGAGUCGCAGGUGGCUGUGUUGAAGACCCGGUCAGAGCCCGGCCAAGAGUGCGAAGUUGAUGCCAGGCUCAACCAAACCGAAGAGGAGAACGCACAGUUGCGUGACGGUGCCAGGAAGCAGCAGCUUCAGGUGGCUAAAUUGCAGUCGGCUAUGAGUCGGUGUCUGGGAAGCCAGCAGUCGCACCCGCUGUACACUCGGAUUUGCCUCCCAAAGGACUGGGACCAGCGCAAGGACAAGCUCAUGGCUAUUCGAGAAACGAAACCUCGCAAUGCUUACAACUUCGUAAUGACCUCCAGAAAGUUUGGGGAUGCAGAGAAGACGACGUAUUCGGACGAACUGUUUGAGUCGGCGGAGGGUGACUUCUGUGGUGUCCGCUUCGAAACUGUGCAGUUCCCUGGAGUCAAGUCCCUGCAGCAAGUGUACGACGCAGCCGUGUACUAUCUGACGAAUAUGGAGAUCAGCAUCACCGAGCGGCUGGGUCACGUUCCGGUCAGGGACGACUACGACUCUGUCGACGGCAGCAUGUACAAUGCUCGAGUGCUGUCAACCGUGGGCAACAAUAUCACAGUGGAAACCAGUUCGCUUCUGUACCCGAAGAUGGAUCCGGAGGGGGCAUACGGGAUGGUGGCGCUCGAUUCCGUUGACGAGGAUGAACUCUAUCCGUACAGCCCGGCUACACGCAUCCGUAAGGAUAUUUCGGCCACUGUCGUGUUUACUGCAAGACGGAAACCUUCGGCUAACGGUGACCAAGGUGAGCUUGUAGUGACGAUGAGAGGCUCAGCAUUCUUGAAAAUCCAUCGACCUCAGUUCCCGCUCUCGGGGGAUACGAUGGAGCAGCUCUCCACCGGCAUUAUGGCGUGGGGUGACGUCAUGGUCAAGACAAUCCACAGUAUUGUGUACGGAGUCUGCUAA
Molecule: messenger RNA, 5136 nt
Organism: Phytophthora sojae
Lineage: Eukaryota; Oomycota; Peronosporomycetes; Peronosporales; Peronosporaceae
Exons: 8
Coding region: 1-5136 (1711 amino acids)
Biological process (GO): endosome organization; endosomal transport
Cellular component (GO): endosome; WASH complex
Source: RefSeq, a predicted model, not a curated record